AUGUCGCACGAGUCGGCUCUCAAUGGGCAAGGCAUCCAGCUGCCGGGAGGCACCUUCAAUGGCGACAACUUCACCUGGAGUCAGUUGCCAAGGCAGAUCGCUUGUAAUGAAAAGAGGCGUUUGCUAAUAUUUGAUGGUCGCUAUGAAGACAGUUACAACUAUGAUCCACGUCAGACACCAGAUCACUCAAGCGGCACUCCUCGGACGCCUGAGGAGCGGAAGCAGGCCCUGCUUCAUAGCCUCAGAUUCGACGAGAUGAGUCAACGCCUGCACAAGAUCAGCGUCUCCGAGGCAAGACCAUGCCGCUGGCUUCUGCGAUGUGAAGCCUACCAAGCAUGGGAUCCGAUGCCUGCAACCCACUCUGCGAGCGACUACGCGCCGCCAUCGCCUCCGCUGUCCGACACGCGUCCUCUGCUCUGGAUUCGCGGCAAACAAGGGACUGGCAAGUCGACUCUGAUGAAGUUUGCAUGCGAGCACGCAGAGAAAUCCCGAAGUGGGGAGAGCAUCCUAACUCAUUUCUUCCACACGCGCGGUGUUGAGCUCCAGAGGUCGGUCGAAGGCAUGUAUCGGUCUCUACUUGUGUCGCUCGUAAGCGACGCUACCACCGCCGAAAUAGCUGAACUGCUCCGGAGAUCAGGGACGGAUCCUGCGGAUGAUGGUUGGACUAUCAUGGAACUAGAGAAUCUCGUUACUCUGGCCAUCGAUAUACUCGAGCUGAGGCCGAUGACGUGGUUCGUCGAUGCCCUGAACGAGUGCAACCGCGAUCAGAUCCACAAGAUGGCCAUGUUCUUCAACGAUCUUACUGAGAGAGCACUCGCGCGCGAUCUCCAGCUUCGCAUCUGCCUCGCGAGCAGGCAUCAUCCUUACAUAUCCCUUCGCCACGCAACGGGGCUCGUUGUCGAGAAUGAGCCUGGCCACAUUGAGAACGUUAGCGCUUUCAUCACCAACAAGCUCCACAUUGGCCGUAGCCUUCUCGCGGAGAGAAUUCGGGACGAGAUGCGCCACAGAGUCCAGGGAGUAUUCAUCUGGGUGUGGCUCGUGGCGUACAUUCUUCAGCUUGACUAUGGUCGGGCUCGGCUACGGGGCCUGAUGGACCGGCUGCGAUCGAUCCCCCGAGAUCUCGCCGAGCUAUACCGGGAAAUUUUCAAAGACAUGCAGUCCGAUCCUGAUCUUAUCAGAGUCUACCUUGAGCUUCCAAGAAAGUGCACCUGA
Emericellopsis cladophorae is the source of this 1212-nucleotide messenger RNA. RefSeq lists its product as uncharacterized. NCBI's taxonomy places the organism in Eukaryota, Fungi, Ascomycota, Sordariomycetes, Hypocreales, Bionectriaceae. Bases 1 to 1212 code for a protein of 403 amino acids. The transcript has a single exon. The record is from RefSeq and is a predicted model, not a curated record.